Prionailurus viverrinus (fishing cat) is the source of this 7604-nucleotide messenger RNA. RefSeq names its product ubiquitin protein ligase E3B (gene UBE3B). Gene Ontology annotation, biological process: ubiquitin-dependent protein catabolic process; protein polyubiquitination. The record is from RefSeq and is a predicted model, not a curated record. Lineage: Eukaryota; Metazoa; Chordata; Mammalia; Carnivora; Felidae. Gene Ontology annotation, molecular function: ubiquitin protein ligase activity; protein binding. The coding region runs from base 39 to 3281 and encodes 1080 amino acids. The transcript is spliced from 27 exons.
UGUUCAUUUGUUUUGACAAUUACCGAUGAGAGACCCACAUGUUGUUUAACAGAUGCGAAUCUGUGUUGAAAAGGGACCACAGAAGCCUCUCGACCUCGAGAGCGUGGUUCAUCGAUAGAGCCCGUCAGGCUCGGGAGGAAAGGCUGGUGCAGAAGGAGCGGGAGCGGGCGGCCGUCGAGAUCCAGGCCCAUGUUCGCAGUUUCCUGUGUCGGAGGCGACUGCAGAGAGAGAUCCGGAGAGAGAUCGAUGAGUUUUUUAAAGCCGAUGACGUGGACUCCAGUAAAAGAAGCGCACUUGGUAUUUUUAAGAUUGCCAGGAAACUGCUGUUCUUGUUCAGAAUUAAAGAGGAUAAUGAGAGAUUUGAGAAGUUGUGUCGCUGCAUCCUGAGCAGCAUGGAUGCUGAGAACGAACCCAAGGUGUGGUAUGUGUCCUUGGCUCUUUCCAAGGAUCUCACCCUCCUGUGGAUUAAACAGAUCAAACACAUUCUUUGGUGUUGCUGUGAGUUUCUUGAGCAGCUCAAGCCUGAAAUCUUACAGGACUCCAGACUCAUCACGCUGUACCUCACGAUGCUUGUCACCUUCACAGACACUUCAACAUGGAAAAUCCUCCGCGGAAAAGGGGAGAGUCUUCGACCAGCCAUGAACCACAUCUGUGCAAAUAUAAUGGGACAUCUCAACCAGCAUGGAUUCUAUCCUGUGCUGCAGAUGCUGUUAACCCGUGGCCUGGCAAGACCCCGGCCUUGUCUGUCCAAAAGCACUUUAACUGCGACCUUUUCUCUCGCGCUGCGCCCUGUGAUUGCUGCACAAUUUUCAGACAGUCUGCUUCGGCCAUUCCUCAUCCACAUCAUGUCUGUGCCUGCUCUCGUGACUCACCUCAGCACAGUGACCCCUGAGCGCCUCACCGUUUUAGAAUCUCAUGACAUGCUUCGUAAAUUCAUCACAUUUUUAAGAAACGAAGAUCGAUGCCGUGACGUAUGUGAAAGCUUAGAAGGAUGCCAUACGCUUUGUCUAAUGGGCAACCUUCUGCAGUUGGGCUCCCUCAGCCCCAAGGUGUUAGAGGAAGAGACGGAUGGGUUCGUGAGUUUGCUCACCCAGAUGCUGUGCUACUGUCAGAAGUACGUGUCCCAGAAGAAAUCCAACCUGACGCACUGGCACCCCGUCCUCGGCUGGUUCUCCCAAUCUGUGGACUAUGGCCUUAAUGAGUCCAUGCCCUUGAUCACCAAACAGCUGCAGUUCCUGUGGGGGGUGCCUCUGAUCCGGAUCUUCUUCAGUGACAUCCUGAACAAGAAGCUUCUGGAGAACCAGGAGCCAGCCCACGCGCAGCCGGCAUCCCCCCAGAACGUGCUUCCCGUGAAGAACCUCCUGAAGCGCGCGUUUCAGAAGUCCGCAUCAGUUCGGAAUAUUCUCAGGCCUGUUGGGGGUAAGCGUGUGGACUCUGCGGAGGUCCAGAAGGUCUGCAACAUCUGCGUCCUCUACCAGACCUCGCUGACGACUCUGACCCAGAUCCGGCUGCAGAUACUCACAGGACUCACUUACCUUGAUGACCUGCUCCCCAAACUGUGGGCGUUUAUCUGUGAGCUGGGGCCCCACGGAGGGUUAAAGCUCUUCUCGGAGUGCCUCAACAAUGACACCGAAGAGUCCAAGCAGCUCUUGGCCAUGCUGACGCUGUUCUGUGACUGCUCCCGGCACCUCGUCACGAUCCUUGACGACAUCGAAGUUUACGAAGAACAAAUUUCAUUCAAACUGGAAGAGCUGGUCACCAUCUCCUCUUUCCUGAACUCCUUUGUGUUUAAGAUGAUCUGGGAUGGGAUCGUAGAGAACGCCAAGGGGGACACCUUGGAGCUGUUCCAUUCUGUCCACGGCUGGCUGAUGGUGCUGUACGAGAGGGACUGCCGGCGGCGCUUUGCCCCCGAGGACCACUGGCUGCGAAAGGACCUCAAACCUAGCGUGCUCUUCCAAGAACUGGACAAGGACAGAAGACGGGCGCAGCUGAUCCUGCAGUACGUCCCUCAUGUCGUUCCCCACAAAAACAGAGUUCUCCUGUUCCGAAACAUGGUUACCAAGGAGAAGGAGAAACUGGGGCUCGUGGAAACCAGCUCAGCCUCUCCCCACGUCACCCAUAUCACAAUCCGACGGUCCCGCAUGUUGGAGGAUGGCUACGAGCAGCUCCGGCAGCUGUCCCAGCACGCCAUGAAGGGCGUGAUCCGUGUGAAGUUCGUCAAUGACCUCGGGGUGGACGAGGCCGGCAUUGACCAGGACGGUGUUUUCAAGGAGUUCCUGGAGGAAAUCAUCAAGAGGGUGUUCGACCCGGCACUCAAUCUGUUCAAGACAACCAGCGGGGACGAGAGGCUGUACCCUUCACCCACGUCCUACAUUCAUGAGAACUAUCUACAGCUCUUCGAGUUUGUGGGCAAGAUGCUGGGGAAGGCUGUGUAUGAGGGAAUUGUGGUGGACGUGCCCUUCGCCUCCUUCUUCCUGAGCCAGCUGCUCGGGCACCACCACAGUGUCUUCUAUAGCUCCGUGGACGAGCUUCCUUCACUGGACUCAGAGUUCUACAAAAACCUCACUUCUAUUAAGCGUUACGAAGGGGACAUCGCUGACCUGGGCCUGACUCUGUCGUACGAUGAGGACGUCAUGGGUCAGCUCGUUUGCCAUGAACUGACUCCUGGAGGGAAGACCACGCCAGUUACGAAUGCAAAUAAGAUUAGCUACAUCCAUCUGAUGGCCCACUUUCGAAUGCACACUCAGAUCAAAAACCAGACAGCUGCCCUCAUUAGCGGGUUCCGUUCCAUUAUCAAGCCCGAGUGGAUCCGGAUGUUCUCGACCCCCGAGCUACAGCGUCUCAUCUCCGGUGACAAUGCUGAGAUUGACCUGGAAGAUUUAAAGAAGCACACGGUGUACUACGGUGGGUUUCACGGAAGUCACAGGGUCAUCAUCUGGCUCUGGGAUAUUCUGGCCUCUGACUUCACACCUGACGAGAGAGCCAUGUUUCUGAAGUUUGUGACCAGCUGCUCCAGGCCCCCGCUCCUGGGAUUCGCCUACCUCAAGCCUCCUUUUUCCAUCCGCUGUGUUGAAGUGUCAGACGAUCAGGACACCGGGGACACCCUCGGCAGUGUCCUCCGGGGCUUCUUCACCAUCCGCAAGCGGGAGCCAGGCGGCCGCCUGCCCACAUCCUCCACCUGCUUCAACCUGCUCAAGCUGCCCAACUACAGCAGGAAGAGCGUGCUCCGCGAGAAGCUGCGCUAUGCCGUCAGCAUGAACACGGGCUUCGAGCUCUCCUAGCUCCCGCGCCCGCCCCCACCCUGGCCGACUCCCGGCGUCCCGGGCCCUUCGGCUCCGGGGGUAGUGGCGCCCUGGGAAAGUGACCACAAGCCAGGUGACCUCUCGCUCUCUAUAGCCAUGAGACUCCCCUGUGGCCUCAACAACUUGGGACGCACGUGACAACUCCACAGCAUUCCCUAGGUGACACUGAUGGGAAGGGCGUUGAGAAUAAACCUCCAAGUUCCGCCAGCGCUGCUCCUUUUCUCCUACUUUCCGGGGGCCUGUGACGCAGAGGGCCUUCUUCUGAUGGUUCGGUUUCUCGGUGAGUCUUUUCUUUCCCUAACUCUGAGCUGCGUAUGAACAAGUCCCAAGAACUCCCAGGGUCCAGAGUGUUUUUCAUGACACGGGCCCGAGUGCGCAAAGCCCACUACAGGUGAGACGCUCUCCUUCCGUUUCCGAAAACUCUUUACUCAGGUAAGGCCUCGCCAAGCCUCUAUGCACUCGACAAAGUCUCUGCCCCUCCGGGCCACAGCAGCCUCUCUCCAGACCGCCAGGCUCACCUGCUGCCCAGGGAAGCAGAGGUGCCCGCCAGGAAGGCCGUGGAGCCCAGGAAGUUCAGGGCGCUGCCCCCACCUCGAAACCACGCAUUCCACACAGCGGCAGUGCCCCUUCCCCUGUCUCGCCUCAGAUGCUGUGCGCACUCAGCAGGCUGAGUGGCCAGAGGCUUCCACUGGCUUGACCCCAUCUUGUGCACUCACUUUGGCAUCUGGCUUUGGGGGGAAAAAAUCCCUUGGCCCUUAAGAGCAACUCUGUUUCCAGAAGGCUCUGGCUGUUCCCCCAAACCUGCUGAUUCCUAAGAGGGUGGCUGCCUUCUCCCCGCUGGUGUGCCCUACUUGUCUAGUAAGGAACAAGCACUAGCCAAGUUACCCAGCCUGUCCGGGCAGUGACUUUCCUCCAUUGAUGAUAAAGUUGCAAAACAAACAAACAAAAAACCCUUGGAUCUUACCGCUCAUCCAUCCUCAACGCAGGGAACCGGGAGCCCUUUCCCUGAUGGAGGCUCAAAGGGCUGAGGAAACUCUGAGUUGGGGUUUGGGGUUUUGUUUUUUUUACUUCAUUUUCUCUUCCAACCCAUUAUGCCCCCUCCCCCCGCCCUCAUUCCCACCCCUUGUCCUGAGAACUUUAGUCUAGAUCCAGGGACUUGAGACGGAGGCCGUGUCUGUGGCCUGUGUUGACAGCCAUCCACCCUCACCCACCCCGUCAAGCUCCUUACGCAUCCCUACCACCAAGGUAGAAGCCGGGAGUGCCUGGACCCUCCUCUGCUCUGUGGAGCCGGCUGAGGGCUGACAGCUCUCUUCCAAGCAGCAGAGCACCUUCCGGCAUGCUGGUGGCAAAGCGGGCAAGACCUGUCUCCAUGGCCUCCAUCAGAGGGUCACAGCUGGGUACCACGUCCUGCUCGGGUUCGACCCUGGCUCUGUUAGAGCCCCUGCACUUCUGGAGAACAGAGUUUUCCUUUGAUGGAAAGACGGCAAGGAAUCUAAAGACAGACAGGAAUUUGUUAUUUAAGAUUUGUUAGUAACCUCUAGAUCUAUGGAUUUGCCACUUUAAAUAACCCGACUCUCCCAAAGCUCUCCUCGGAAUGCGUGCAGGUGCACUGAGCAGGUUUGUACGUUUAUGCUGCGGCCCAGAUUGUCCACCUGCACAAAGACGUGUGAUUCCCCCUCAGCUUUUAUUACCUGAGAAUCCGCCAGUGUGGGACUGGGGAGAGAGUGGUUUCCAAGCACCAACGUCAACUUUAUUUGUUCUUUUGAUGAGGAGGGGUAGUUUGUGAUUUCGUUUAAAUUCUCUUCAACAGCUGGAAAUAUUGCACUAUCUAAAACCCUGCAUCUGUACGUUUAUGGCUGGUGUUCGUGGACACCUCGAUGGCUCUUGAUGGCUCUAAAAAGUUGUGGCAUUUUUUUGUCAUUGUUGUUUCAUAGAUAACCUAGAGAUUAAAACGUGAUCAAAGGCUUUAUUAAAUUUGUACUUCGGCACAUGAUGGCUGUGUUCUGCUUUUUAUCUGAAGGAGCGCUUUUCGACCACGUGUGUGGAUAGCUCACGAUGGGGCGCCUGGAGCUUAAAGGGCACGUGGGCUCCUGCAGCGGAAAGAAGGUACAAAGGAAAAUGUAACAGACUCCCCAGUCUCACCCACUAAGCAGAGUCAGUAGCGGCUGACAGUGUCCUGUUUGCUUCCACUUCUGUUUUGAGAAGUAGCACACUUCAGGUAAAGCGAAGGUCGUCUUCAGCACCGCCCGGGCCCUUGCCCUCUCACCCACCUCCCAGAGGCAGCCGUCGCCCUGGAGUACAUGUCUUACACACAAAUGGCUAGAAGCGAUAGAUGUAUGUCCGUUGAAAACAAUCCACAUAAAUUCACGAGCGUGUGAGGGCAAACUUUACAGCUACGUCUGGGUCCAUUCAGCUUUGCCCCCACGCUGAGGAUCAUCCCUGCAGGAUAUACAGCCGUGUCCCAUUCUGUUCAGCCCAGAUUUAUACUCCGCAGGAAACCCAUGUCAAACCUGCCCGUUUUUCCAUGGUGCCUCCAGCCUCCUGUGAGUUCUCCCUGCCUGGAGCAGGGAGCCCUUGGAGGGUCUGAGCGGGAGGCUGGCCCCCUGAAAUCCAGGGACUCAGGAGAGAUGUCUUGAAAGCCUGGCAGCUCUUUUACAACAGUCAGAACGCCUGGGCACCCAAGAGAAAUCCACGCGUGCUGGCUUUUCUCGCCUGGAGCAUUUGUACCACCGGAGGGAAAGAAUCCUGCCAAGCUCCCUAAACAACAUCAGUAGGGUCCAGCGUGAGACACCCAGAGCCUCAUUCUGUGCCAAAACAUGACUUUUUUUUUUUUGAGAGUGUAGGAGCGGGAGAGAGGGGCAGAGGGAGAGAAAGAAUCCCACGCAGGCUCCACACUCAGCAGAGAGCCCGACGUGGGGCCCGAUCCCACGACCCCGGGACCACGACUUGAGCUAAAAUCGAGAGUCGGCCGCUCCACCGACUGAGCCACCCAGGAGCCCUUAGAUGAAGACGAUUUUAAUAACACGGCCAGAACUUGCAAGUGCCUGAGAAUAUUUACAUGGAACGCUGGUCUCCGCAGCAUUUCUGACCUAGCAGAGCCAUGAGCCUAUCUUUGUCCCGUUAACUUAGCAGAUGUCACACUACGAAAAGUGACAGGGUCGCGAACAGACAGGUUAUCUCUGAGGUUGGUUAACAUGUAGAUCCAGGGCUCCCUGAGGCCCCAGACUUAUUUCCUGGAAAGCUCGUAGGCUGAUCAGAGCAGCUGCAGAACUGUGGAAAGUGGUUGGUUUGGAGCACCGUUUCAAGAAGCAGAGCGCAGGCUCGGGACCACGGAGACGCGUGCCAACCCUGACUUCUUGCUCCAUCCCAGGCUGGCCUCUGUGUGCACCUCUUCAGAGUCUCCUGUCCCCUUCAGGGGGCGUGGGGCUUAAAUGAAGCAGCACGAGGCCCGCAGCCCGCUCAGUUCCUGGCACCGAGUCCGCACUCAGAUGUUAGUCCUAUUCCUACAUUUGCCCACCUUGGCACUAGAAGGAAAGGGGACUGCCCGUGACUUGUCACUUAGGCCCCAACCCGACUUCCGGGAGCUUCCGCUGCCACCGACCGACACAGCAGGGCAGUGAGAAAUCAUAUGGAGAAGUCUCGUCCGCAAUCUCCCUCUGGAACUUCUUCAGGAAUGGGGGGCAGGUGCACUCACGGAGGCCCAGACAGGAUCCAAGGGUCUCUCCAGUGUUCGGAGUCGCAAGGAAGUCGCUCACUCACUGUAAUCGUCAGGAGAACUAACCUUUGUUGCAAGCACGUGCUUGGAUCGUGACUUGACUCCGGAGUCCGAGCUGAGCGAGUGCACUGGACAGAGCAAGGGAUUUGGAGCCUCUGGAACCGGGUUCGCAUCCUGGCUCUGCUGUCCACUCGCCCUGAGGCCAGGGACAAGACCCUCGGCGUCUCUGGGCUGCGCUUCCCUCUUCCAUAGAAUGGGCCUAGCAGCAGCCCGCACGUAGUGUGGCCCGAAAAGCCCCAGCCUGUGCCGGGCCCUCUGUGGACAGUGAUACGGUGAUUCACCGCUGGUGUAACUGUCCUCGUUAUUUUAUUCCAGAGACCUAGUUGACGCCCUCUCUGGAGUUCUGUCUUUCACACUCCGUGUGAGGAGGCAUCCAUAGGUGUCAGCGGGACGUGCCGAGGGGCUUCUGCCGGGCUUCACCCUCAGCCUCCGGUUUUUGGCUCCUUUGCCCGAGCCUUCGCUGUGUCCUGAGCCUUCUGCCAGAUGGGCCCAGCAGCCGCAUCCCCUUCGUGGCUUUCCCGGCCCUC